UAAGUCCAAUGGUUAAAGUAUUAGAAAAAUCAAUUAUAGAUGACAAAAAUCUUCGAAGAAUGAACCUUUUUGAUAGUACUUAUAUCAUUCCUUCACCACCUCCUCAUACUCUACUAAUGCCACUAAAAUCAGAAAACAAUGUAAAAAGCAAAGGUAAGGUUUAUAGACCAGCAGCUCUACCAAAAAAUCUUAUAGAGGAAAUCAAACGCGGCGUGAAAUUGAAGCCGGUGAAGCCAGUAGUUUCAGUAAUAGAAAAUCCAAAAAUAAACGAAAAUGAUUUUGAAAGAAUGAACCCAUUAGGUAUUCCAAUGUUUCGUCGGGCAAGUAUGAUGUCGAGCAGUUCUAGCUCCGAUACGUCAUCGGAAUACUUUUCUCUAGAUGAAUGGGAUAACUAAAUAAAAAUUAAUCGAAAAGUAAAACUUGAAUAAACAAUGGCAAGUGGUAAUUAAUAAGUCAACCGCCCCUGAGCAUAGUUACUGU
This is a messenger RNA of Daktulosphaira vitifoliae (grape phylloxera), 480 nucleotides long. RefSeq lists its product as uncharacterized. The transcript is spliced from 3 exons. Bases 9 to 395 code for a protein of 128 amino acids. The record is from RefSeq and is a predicted model, not a curated record. Gene Ontology annotation, molecular function: actin binding. Lineage: Eukaryota; Metazoa; Arthropoda; Insecta; Hemiptera; Phylloxeridae.